AUGGAUCAGCAAGCCAGUAACGCCGCCGUCUCUUCCGAACGAACCAUCUCGGUUCCAGGCGUGACGGCUCCUACGGCAAAUCUUUCGCUUUCCGCUACUCACCAUUUUGUUUCGGUGAAGCUCACGUCCCGCAACUAUUUGUUCUGGCGGACUCAGUUGGUGCCUUUUCUCAAUGGUGAGGGUUUGCUUGGCUUUGUUGAUGGCACGUAUCCUUGUCCUUCUGUCGCCCCCGUCAUUGCUGUUUCUCCUGAUGCUACUGUCGUCGAGUCUGCUGGCCCCGACCCAUCUGUUGCUCGUGCGGCGUGGUUGCAGCAAGACCAAGCAGUCCUUUCGAUGCUAAUCUCCUCUCUCUCGGAAGAGGUUAUGCAUCAUGCGGUGGGUCGGUCGACGUCCCGACAGGUUUGGCUGGCGAUUGAACGUGCUCUUGGGUCGACCACUCGCGCACGUAUUCUCCGUUUACUUGGACAGCUGCAGAGUCUUCAGCAAGGGACUAAGUCAGUAGCCGACUACCUUGGUCGUGCGCUGGUCAUAGUCGAUGACUUGGCCUUGGCCGGUCACCAUGUUUCAUUGGAUGACCAGAAUUUGUAUGUUUUUCGCGGGUUGCGCUCGGAGUAUCGACCUCUUGCGGCGACUCUGACGACAGGUGAGUCGGUCUCCCUUACUGAGCUCGCAGAUUUUCUGGUUGCGCACGAGUUUAUUUGUGCUAACGAUGGUGCUGUUGGGGGGUCCUCUGGUCCCGCGGUGAUGGUUGUGCAGCGUGGCGGCAGGUCUGGUGGCCGAAAUAGUCGGGGUGGCCGUGGGCAGCAUGGUCAUGGUCAUAGUCAGAAUCGCGGUGGUGGUGGCCACUCUUAUGUUCCGCGGUGUCAGUUGUGCCAUGCCUAA
This is a messenger RNA of Ipomoea nil (Japanese morning glory), 882 nucleotides long. RefSeq lists its product as uncharacterized. Lineage: Eukaryota; Viridiplantae; Streptophyta; Magnoliopsida; Solanales; Convolvulaceae. The coding region runs from base 1 to 882 and encodes 293 amino acids. The transcript has a single exon. The record is from RefSeq and is a predicted model, not a curated record.